AUGAAGUUCACCACCUCCCUCCUCGCCAUCGGCAUCGUCGGCGCCCAGUCGAUGGAGCCGAUCAGCGAGAACCCGGCGCGCAAGUAUGGAAAACCCAGCAUCGCGGCCUGUCAUAACUGCAACGACGCCAACGGCGCCAGCGACUCGUACAAGGAUUUCGACUGCGACAUGCCCUGCGCCCGGGCUGGCAUGAACGAGGGGGCCAGCAAAAUAUCUCGAACGAAUUAUGCUCACGGACUGAGCGAGCAAGAGUGA
Messenger RNA from Colletotrichum orchidophilum, 255 nucleotides. RefSeq lists its product as uncharacterized. NCBI's taxonomy places the organism in Eukaryota, Fungi, Ascomycota, Sordariomycetes, Glomerellales, Glomerellaceae. The coding region runs from base 1 to 255 and encodes 84 amino acids. The transcript has 2 exons. The record is from RefSeq and is a predicted model, not a curated record.